GCGGGAGCAGUGCGGGAUGGUGUCGGUGGGGGAGCUUCGUCGGCCGGGCGGGAACCUGGCGGAGCUGCCGGAGCUGGACGAGGUGGCGCUGCUGGCCGGGCUGCAGCAGCGGUUUCUGCGGCAGCAGAUCUACACUGACAUCGGGGACAUCCUCGUCGCCAUGAACCCCUUCCAGCCCCUGUCGCUGUACGGGAGAGAGGUGUCCGAGCGGUACCAGAACUACGGGACCGGCACGCUGCCGCCCCACAUCUUCGCCGUGGCCAGCCGCGCCUACCACGCCAUGCUGGGCCGCGGGGGCGGCAGCCCGCGGGGCCAGUCUAUCGUCAUCAGUGGAGAGAGCGGCGCGGGGAAAACAGAGAGCACAAAGCUAUUGUUGCAGCACAUAAUGAACCUUAGCAAAGGCAACUUGCAGCUGGAGCAGCAGAUCCUUCAGGUAAAUCUGUUGCUUGAAGCUUUUGGCAAUGCCCAGACUGUGAUGAAUGACAACAGUAGCCGCUUUGGAAAAUACAUAGAGCUGCAUUUCCAGAAGAACACAGUGCGAGGUGCAAAGCUGAGUGAGUACCUAUUAGAGAAGUCACGGGUGGUGCAUCAGGAUACUGGGGAGAGGAAUUUCCAUAUCUUCUACUACAUGUUUGCUGGACUCUCUUCAGAGGAAAAGGAGAUGUAUGGGCUGUUGGAUCCUUCACUUUACAGGUACAUAGGUGGACAGUUUUGUACAUGGGAUGUAGCUCAGCGCUGGAAACACAAAUACCAAGAGGUGUGCAAUGCCCUUGACAGGGUGGGCUUCCAAGAACAGGAGCAAGUGGACAUGCAGGCAAUCUUGGCUGGUGUGUUGUCUCUGGGCAAUGUGACCUUUCAACCUGAGGAGAGCAAUGGGUCUGUAAAAGUGAGUGAAGCCUCACGAGGAUGGCUGAAGGCUGCAGCGGGUCAGUUUGGAGUCCAAGAAGAUGAACUGUUAAAAUGCCUUAUUUGUACGACGUCAGUGACCCGAGGUGAGCAGAUUCAGCGUUUUCACACCCAGCAGCAGGCACAAGAUGCUCGGGACUCCAUUGCAAAGGAGGCAUAUAGCCGAGUAUUUGGCUGGAUCAUUUGCAAGGUCAAUGAGCUGCUGGCUGAGAACGUGGAUCCUGAGGUGGAACUGAGGGAGAUAGGUAUCUUGGAUAUUUUUGGGUUUGAAAACUUUGCAGUGAAUAGUUUUGAACAGCUUUGCAUAAACUUGGCCAAUGAACAGCUGCAGCACUUCUUCAACCAUCACAUUUUCCAGCUGGAGCAGGCUGCCUAUAAGGAAGAAGAGCUGCCUUGGGAGAAUAUCACAUUCAGCAAUAAUGAACCUAUUCUGAAUCUGCUCCUGGCCAAGCCACUUGGACUGCUAUCUCUUCUGGAUGAACAGAGUGCAUUCCCUCAGGCAACUGAUAAGACAUUUGUGGAUAAACUAAACAACAGCUUCAAGGGGAACGUACACUUCCAGCCAAGCCGAGGCCGUGUUUUGGGCUUCAGCAUUAUUCACUAUGCUGGGAAAGUACAGUAUACUGCUGGGGGGUUUCUAGAGAAGAACAGAGACACCUUGCCAGCCAACAUCCAUGGGCUCUUCAUCAACAGUGUCACUCCCUUGGUCACUGUGCUAUUCGCAGGCAAGUCCCUCUGCUAUGAUAGGACAUCCCACAUGAAUCAAGGCCCACCCUGGCAAGAGUUAAGUGGGGAGAUGAGGCACAUAUACUAUGAACAUGUUUCACAGCUAGCAGCCCCAGGGAGACUUUGGGAAUACUGCAGCCUGGAGGGGGGCUGCUGGCAUGUACCAUGCUGCUGGAGGUGUUCAUUCCCCCCUGGGAAGCAAGGCAGGUUGUAUCCUCUUCCAGAGAAUUAGCCACUGCUCAGGUGUCUUCCUUUAGAUCAGAUAGCCCAUAUUCUCCACGGCCAGUGCAUGACUGU
Molecule: messenger RNA, 1929 nt
Organism: Falco peregrinus (peregrine falcon)
Lineage: Eukaryota; Metazoa; Chordata; Aves; Falconiformes; Falconidae
Product: unconventional myosin-VIIa-like
Exons: 15
Coding region: 17-1864 (615 amino acids)
Cellular component (GO): myosin complex
Molecular function (GO): ATP binding; cytoskeletal motor activity
Source: RefSeq, a predicted model, not a curated record